Messenger RNA from Nezara viridula (southern green stink bug), 2873 nucleotides. The record is from the annotation of a GenBank genome assembly. NCBI's taxonomy places the organism in Eukaryota, Metazoa, Arthropoda, Insecta, Hemiptera, Pentatomidae.
GUUCGCGCCAUUUUAAGAUAAACUAUUUUGAACUUUGAAUGAUAAUUCCAGAUCAACGGAUCACGGUUUGUUACUGAAAGAUUAGAUUGGUAUUAAGAAGUUUUCCUGUGCAAUUACUAUUCUGUGUGUUAAAAGUGAUAUUGCCAUGGAAGAUCUUUCCUAUGUAAAGCCUGCAGAGCCUAUUUCCCGUUUUGGAAAAGAUGUUCAUGAAAGAGGUGAUAGAAUUCCGAAAAGAUUCAGUUUUUCAACUGAUGAGAAACUGGAUGAUGCAAUUCAGGUUUAUCUUCGUCUGAAACCCGACACUGAAUUCUCCAAAGAUGGCUUUUUAUCACUUUCUGAAGAGGAAAAAAAUUCUCUACUUCUCAAAAAGAAAUCCUCAGUUUCAAAAUUUUCAUUUUCAUACAUUUUCAAACCGAGUGCUUCACAGGAAGAAGUUUUUUUAAAAAGUACCGAGGAUAAUCUUCAAGAUUUCCUGAAUGGAAAAAAUGCUUUUAUUUUCACAUAUGGUACAUCUAGUUCUGGAAAGACAUUUACUAUUCAAGGAACUAAAAACAACCCUGGCCUUAUCCCUAGAAUUAUUGCUACCAUAUUUGCUUCCCUUGAAAAUGCUAUUGAUGAGUCUUAUCGUUAUUGUCCAGAACGAUCAGUAUCAGUUGUUGAACUAACUGAAAAUGAAAUGUUUGAAAAAUUUCUUUUGAAGGAAAAAUGCUUAACUUGGGCUAAAAAACUGGUACAGCAGCACUUACAGAAAAAUGAUGAUAUUCUUUCUUUUGAAGAAAUAGAAUUGUUAUACAAAAAAUCAAAAAAAUUGGUUGUUGAUAAAGAUGACUGUGUUUUUUCUAUAUGGUUUUCAUUUGCUGAAAUUUACAAUGAAAAAAUUUAUGAUUUGUUUGAUAUGCACAAAGAUGUGAGGAACCCUUUACAACUUUCAACUGAUUUGGACAAAUGUGUUUUUAUAAAAGGACUACAACAUAUACAUGUCACAACAUUGGAAGAAGCCUACUUUCUAUACUACUAUGGUUGUUACAAUCGCAGUGUUAGUUUUACUUCCUUAAAUGAGAGAUCUUCUCGAUCACACUCUAUAUUUACGGUAAAAAUUCUUGGCCGACAGAAGGAUAGUAAUGAUAAUUGCUUCAUUACUUCAAGUUUUUCAGUUUGUGAUUUAGCUGGUACUGAGCGAUUUAGUAAAACCCGAAACCAUGGAUCUCGUAUGAAGGAAUCUCAGAGUAUUAAUUCUUCUUUUUUAGUUUUGAAUAGAUGCUUAAAAAUUAUACGUGAGAAUCAAUUACGUGAUUUUAAACAAGUUGUUCCGUAUCGUGAAUCAAAGCUUACCCAGUUAAUGGGCACGUCUUUCACAACUCGAGACACAAAUCUUGUUAUGAUUGUAACAGUAGCUCAGUCUCAGAACUUGAUGGAUGAAACAGAAACAAGCUUAAAAUCUUCAGCGAUAGCUACAGAAAUCAAAGCUAUGAUUGAAACACCUGUCAAGAAAAAAAAGAAAAUGAGGUUUUCAUCUGCUUUUUCUCAUCUGAACCCAGGACGUGGUGUCAACUGGAAUGAAAUUGUAUCCUGCAACAGAAAUAUUAUUCCAUCAUCUCUUCCUAUGCAGGAUGGUAAUUUAGAACUAUUAAAAACAUUAGAGAAAGAAAAAAAACAGCGACAAGAAGCAGAAACAAAAUUAAUUGAGUUGGAGAAAGCGCACAGAGUAGAAAUUGAGAGUCUAAUUGGAGAACAUAAAUACUUGAGUGAUCAACGGGAUACAGAAUCAGUGAGAGAUAAAGAAUUAGAAGCAUCUAAAGUUCAACAACAUGAACAAGAAUUAGCAUCAUUGAAAAAGCAACAUGAAAUACUUUAUGAAAAGUAUAUGAAUUCAAGAGCUGAUUUUUUAAGCUUGCAGAAAAAACUCCGUUUAUUGAGAGAUGAUUAUGAACAGCUCAAAGCUAAACAUGAAGGAUUAGAAUCAACUUGUGAGGAGUUAGAAGAUAUGUUGGAUGAUGCUAAAGAAGAAGUAGAAGAACUACAAAAAGAAAAUAAGGAACUAAACGAAGCAAUAAUAGCAAAGGACGAAGAUUUAGUCCUCAAAGACGAAAGAAUUAGUGUUUUAGAGCUGGAAGUUGAACAACUUGAAGAUAAUCUUCAAGAUAAUGCUGAAGAAAGAGAUGUAUAUGAUAAACUUGUCAAAGCCUUAGAAGACAGUCUUCGUAAUAAGGAAGAUGAAAUAAAAGAAUUGAACGACAAACUUGUGACACAAUCCAGGAGUUAUGAAGAUGAAAUCAACUUAUUGAAGAAGAAAUUAGAGGGACAACCGUACAGAGAAUCUAGGCGAGUUAAAGAAACAAAUGCCCCCAUUAUCAGAAUUCAGGAUAAUUCAUUUUCUGAUGAUGAUAAUCGGCGAACACCUUAUAUUAGAAGAAGUAGGAGUGCAGGAUAUCGUAAUUCAUUUAAUGAUAGUGAUGAUCCAUCAUUUUUAAUACCAGUACGCAGAAAAAUUUGCACUUCUAAAAAGAAGAAAAGAAGGCAGGCUAAAGAUCUAGAAAGUUCAUAUUAUUUUGAUGGUAAAUCUGAUUCAGCUUCUACCUCCAUGGGUAAAUCUGAUUCAGCUUCUAUUUCCAGAGGCCAAUCUGCUCGAAGGGUUUUAUAUAAAAAAACUUCCGAAGAGGAUCUUGGUGAACCUCCUGAUACUUUGAUUGGAGAUUCUACCCAGGAUUCACCAAACACAAUUUUCAGAACUCUCAGGACAGGUAAAAAAUAUUGAAGCUUUUAUAGGAGCAGUUGAAGAUGUAUAAUAUAUGUAAAUACUAAGUUAUUUUUGUAAUUGUAAAUAAUGUAAAUAAAAUUAAAAGCGAUGAUAAAAUAAAGUUAUUUUUUCACUA